This is a messenger RNA of Marmota monax (woodchuck), 8223 nucleotides long. It is a transcript of the gene Ro60, whose product is annotated as Ro60, Y RNA binding protein. The record is from RefSeq and is a predicted model, not a curated record. Gene Ontology annotation, cellular component: ribonucleoprotein complex. Gene Ontology annotation, molecular function: RNA binding. NCBI's taxonomy places the organism in Eukaryota, Metazoa, Chordata, Mammalia, Rodentia, Sciuridae. The transcript has 9 exons. Bases 149 to 1765 code for a protein of 538 amino acids.
ACGUAGAAGUCCCAGCGGUGUUUGUCCGGCUGUGGCUGCCAGUCCUUGUGCUGCUUUUGGUUUUUUCUCAGUGCUACGCAGGGCUUCUUCUGGCGGCCCUGUGGGUCCCGAGGGUCGGCCGCCAGGCACAGGUUUCCUAAAAGGAAAAAUGGAGGAAGCUCUAAAUCAAAUGCAGCCACUGAAUGAAAAGCAAGUAGCCAAUUCUGAAGAUGGAUAUGUAUGGCAAGUCACUGACAUGAAUAGACUGCAUCGGUUCUUAUGUUUUGGUUCUGAAGGUGGGACUUACUAUAUCAAAGAACAGAAGCUGGGCCUUGAAAAUGCUGAAGCUUUAAUUAGAUUGAUUGAAGAUGGCAAAGGUUAUGAAGUGAUACAAGAAAUAAAGUCGUUUAGUCAAGAAGGCAGAACCAUAAAGCAAGAGCCUUUGCUCUUUGCACUUGCUAUUUGUUCCCAGUGUUCUGACAUAAGCACAAAACAAGCAGCAUUUAAAGCUGUUUCUGAAGUUUGUCGUAUUCCUACACAUCUCUUUACUUUUAUCCAAUUUAAGAAAGAUCUGAAGGAAAGCAUGAAAUGUGGUAUGUGGGGUCGAGCUCUCCGGAAGGCUAUUGCAGACUGGUACAAUGAAAAAGGAGGCAUGGCCCUUGCUCUAGCAGUUACAAAAUAUAAACAAAGAAAUGGCUGGUCUCACAAAGAUCUGUUAAGACUGUCACAUCUUAAGCCUUCCAGUGAAGGACUUGCCAUUGUGACCAAAUAUAUUACAAAGGGCUGGAAGGAGGUCCAUGAAUUGUAUAAAGAAAAAGCACUUACUGUGGAAACUGAAAAAUUAUUAAAGUAUCUGGAGGCUGUAGAGAAAGUGAAGCGCACAAAAGAUGAACUGGAAGUCAUUCAUCUAAUAGAAGAACAUAGAUUAGUUAGGGAACAUCUUCUAACGAAUCACUUAAAAUCUAAAGAGGUAUGGAAGGCUUUGUUACAAGAAAUGCCUCUUACUGCAUUGCUAAGGAAUCUAGGAAAGAUGACUGCUAAUUCAGUGCUUGAGCCAGGAAAUUCAGAAGUAUCUUUAGUAUGUGAAAAACUAUGUAAUGAAAAACUGUUGAAAAAGGCUCGAAUACAUCCAUUUCAUGUUUUAGUUGCACUAGAAACUUAUAAAACAGGUCAUGGACUCAGAGGAAAACUGAAGUGGCGCCCUGAUGAAGAAAUAUUAAAAGCAUUAGAUGCUGCUUUUUAUAAAACAUUUAAGACAGUUGAGCCAACUGGAAAGCGUUUCUUGCUGGCUGUUGACGUCAGUGCUUCUAUGAACCAAAGAGUUUUGGGUAGUGUACUCAAUGCUAGUACUGUUGCUGCAGCAAUGUGCAUGGUUGUUACACGAACAGAAAAGGAUUCUUCUAUAGUUGCUUUUUCACAUGAAAUGGUACCAUGCCCCAUAACUACAGACAUGACCUUACAACAGGUUUUAAUAGCUAUGAAUCAGAUCCCAGCAGGUGGAACAGAUUGUUCUCUUCCAAUAAUUUGGGCUCAGAAGACAAACACAGUUGCUGAUGUCUUCAUUGUAUUCACUGAUAAUGAGACCUUUGCUGGAAGCAUCCAUCCUGCUAUUGCUCUAAAGGACUAUCGAAAGAAAAUGAAUAUUCCAGCUAAAUUCAUUGUUUGUGGAAUGACAUCAAAUGGUUUUACCAUUGCAGACCCAGAUGAUAGAGGCAUGUUGGAUAUGUGCGGCUUUGAUACCGGAGCCCUGGAUGUAAUUCAAAAUUUCACAUUAGAUGUGAUUUAACUAUAAACACCGUCAUGACCUAAGAGGUCCAUUGCUGUCGCUGAAAAUAUGCAGCUACUUCCCACCUAAUCUCAAUCCAGUGAACGAUGAUAGUGCAGUGUGUGCAUAAUUGAAAGUAACUUUACCAAAAAAAGAAAAAAAGAGAAAAAAAAAAAAAACUAGGAAGAAGGAAACAUAAAGAUGAGCCCAAAGUUCUAUCUACUAAACUAGCUCUUGGGAAAUAGCUUCAGGAUAUUACAGCUUCCUCUCUCUCAUAGAGAACUUUUUGUUAAUAGAUACUAUAAAAUAGUCAAACAGUUUUGCUCUGGUCAAUGAUACAUUUGUACUUCAAAAAGGUGAUAUCCAAAAGUAAGCAGUUCUACAUCAUGUUACUUAUUUGAGAAGUGCUUAAUGUUUUCUUAAAUGUUUUCAUUGGAAAAGGACAGCUUUGAUAAUACCCAGAUACUCUGAAAUGCACUAGACCAUAUAACUGUGAAGGAAUAUGAAACUCAUCUGUAAACUUUUAUAUAUAUGGGAUAAAAAACUUAAGACACAUGAUUAAAUUAUGAGUGAGUUUUACAAAUUCCUUUCAGAGUUUUCUAAGAUCAUAUAAAUAACAGCUUUCUUAUUCAAUGAAACAGAUAUUUUAUUCUUGAUGUUUUAUUUGUAGUUGUAGAAUCUGUUACCAUUAAGAAGAAACAUAAUGGAAAACCCUAAGAAUGUUAUAGGGCCUGAAGAGACUAAAAUAUGUGUUGAGUGUGGAAUUGGUUUUCAUUGUUUAUUGUGCUUUAUUGCUCUGAAUGAAGGCUGUAACUUGACAGUGAUUUCCUCUAAAUAACAAUAUAGCCUCAUGUCGUCACAUUUUUGUUUUUCAUACUCACAAAUGGAAAUAACAUUUCAAGAAUUUAAGUUCCCUAUUCAUAAUCUUAACAGUAUAAUAAUUAAAAUGUCAACUGCCUUUUCCUUACUCUUAAGAAUUGUUUUAAUUACUUUUUCUAGUCAAUUAUAAAUGGGUUUUAAAUAUUUUCUAAUAGUAAACAUGUCCACAAUCCAUUUUUGUGACAGAACAUUCUUUUUUGAUAGGGUGAACAAGUAGUAAAGCAAGCCAUGUCGUUCAGGUUUGAAAAGCAGUUUUUGAGUAGCAUAUUUUGAACUAACCAGUCUGUAGGAAAUUUCUACUUUUAUGUUUUGUUUAUGUGCAUUAAACUUCCUUUACAUUACACUAACAUAUGCAUUAUUUUCUUGAACAAGUAUCCCAUCUUCAUUAGGAAGUUUGACAUUAAAGCAAUCUGUUGAAAUGUUAGUAUCUAUUCUCAUAAUUCUAUAAAGGUUGUCUAAGAUAGCUGUUACAUGUAAAACUUGCAUUUUUAUGCAUUGUUCUUUAACUAUCAAAUAAAGAUUUUUUAGGGUUCUUAAAGCUCUUAUGAUAAAUGUAAAACAAUAGUAAACAUAAAUUAUAACCACCUAUGUGCUUGGGAAUUAGAGAUUUUAUGUUUUGGAGGCAAGGUGACUUUAAUAGUGUGAGGAUUUGAAUAUGUAUUUCUUCUAUUUUCAUAGUAGUUUGGGGCUUUGGGAACAAUAAGAAAAUGUUCUUUUCAAAUGUAUUUGGCAUAUUAAUGCUGGCUUUGAUAUUUAGCCAUUCCUGCAAGACAACUAAUAGCAGUUUUUAAAAUUAGUAGCAGUUAUUUACCUAAGAGAUUUUUGGUCCACAAAGCUAGUUGUACCUCCCACUCCAGAUACACAUCAUUUCUGAUGUUUUUCUGGUUUUAACCCUCUAUCAAGCAUGGAAUGGAUUUAACAGCCACUUUUGAUACAGUAUUAUGUUCAGAUCAAAUUUGAAGGACCCAAGAUCUUCAAAAAUUAAAAAUUAUAAUAUGAUUUUUUAUUCCUAAUAGAACUGUUAAAUAGAAUAUAAUAUAAAUGUUUACUUAACUUCAGUUAUGUGCUAUUUAGAUAGAGCUUUCAUACAAAUAUAGGAGCUAAUUUUAAACCCAUCAGAAAAAUGUAUUAGAGGAGACUUUUUGAAGUAUUUAGAUAGGUCUAAUUAAAUGGAUUAGAGUAAGAUUUAAGAAAGACAAAUAUGAAAGGAAAACUGAAAGAAAAUACCAGAGAAUAAUUUUACUUUCAAAUUAUGACACUUUAGAGCUUGAAUGAUACCUUAGAAACUUAAAAACUAACUUUUGAAUUUCAUCUGGAGACCCAAGGUUCAAAACAGAAUUUGAUUCUCUAACACUAUAAGUGAUCUACAAAUCUUGGUCUCUUCAUUCCCAUUACACUUUUCACACCCCACAUCGUGGGAACACAUUCACUUAGAAUAGAAUUAUUCUCAGAAAAUAGAAUUAUUGAAAACUUUUAAGGAAAUGUAUAUACAUGAUUGCUUUAAGAGUAGAAAAACAGAUGUAAACAUUAUCAUUUUUAAUUCAUAGUAAUCCUCAAGCACAAUUAUUGUUUUAAUAAGCUAUGUUGCUAUAUAACAGUCCUAUAGAAAAAAGUAAGACUUUACCUCAUUAUAAAUAGAAUGUAUUUGAGUGAUAAACAAGCUUUAUUUUCUGAAUUACUUCUAGGAUUACUGUUACAUUAAUAUUGGGGAAAAUACUGCUUUUAAAAACAGUCCUGGGCUGGGGAUACAACUCAGUUGUUAGAGUCCUAGGUAAUGACAUAUUUCCAAGAUAUAGUUGUAACUAGUAAAAUAAAAAAUGAAUUUACAGUCUCACCUUUUCUUAUUAGUUGAAAUUCUUUGGAAAUUCUAUUUAUUAAAACAUUAGCUAAAUAACUAUUUCAAGAGAAUGUUAGUGUGUCCAUAUGGUUGUGAAUGAAAUUUAGUGUUGCCCCAUUGGAACCUCUUUUGCUUUCUCACUUAACUGUGUGGUUGUGACUCAACCUAUUCUGUUCUUGCAGUUUUCAUAAAGUAACAUUUGAUGCUUGGAUAACGAAAGAAUCAAUGAUUGAUUAUUUAAAAAUUAAAAGGCUCACAAUACUAGUUAGAACUUUUUUAAUUAAAAAUAUUCUUGUUAAUAGAUAUGAGUUUUGAAGGAUUAAAAUGUUUUAGAAAACUAGUUCAUUAGGCCAAGUAAUUUUUUUAACCAUUGCUGUUCAGAAUGGAAAAAUGCAGAAGAAAGAUUUUCACAGAUAAUAUAUUGACUAAGAAUUCACAACUCUCUGAUAAAGAAGGAAGAAAUAUAUUCUAACACUAACAGCCUCUUGGAUAGAUGAUAAAACUAUAUCUAAGGGGAUAAUAUAACACAUUUUCAUGAGCUUUUAAAAUAAUAAGUCUACAAAUGAUGAAAUACCGUUUAUUGGGUUCUUUUUUUUUCCCUACAUUUUGCAAAAAUAUAUGUAUAAGUUUUGGAAAGAUAAGGCAGAAUUACUGAUUAAAUUUGAGGGUCUGACAACAUAAACUGAAGUUUAAAAACUGAAGUCUAGUCUUAAUACCACAGGUUGGGGUGAUUUAAGGCACUGUCAUAUACCCUCAAUAUAAACAUGCACAAGAAAGACUAAGAAAAUGUUAAGCUAUGAAAUUACUAUAUAUUGUAUGGAUUUCACUUAGUGUUUGCCCGAUGUCUUCACCUUUAUCUUAUUUAGUGGAAAUUCCUUUUAUACCUUCCCCCCCCCCCUUUUAAAAUUCAUUUCUUCUAACAUUUUCAACAUCUUUUUUUUCUAGCAUUAUCUACCUGGGUAAUUAAAUGACAGGAAAGUAAACCAAAUUUAAGAGAGAUGAAUGUCUUUUAGACUGCUUUUUGUUUCAUACAGAUUUAAGGUCAUAUUUUUUUCAAAUUUAUAAUGGCAGGUCUCUUCAAGCAAUAACAAGAUUGGUAUAUUCUCUUUCCAAAUCAAGUUAUAUAAUUAAAAAGGUAUUAGAUGUUUCCAGAAAUUGUGUGGUCUUUCACUAAUAUCAGUGAUUGACCCUUCAUUUGUUUGUAGAUGUACCUACCUGUGUUGAAGGGAACUGCUCUAGUAUACAAGCACUCGUCAGAAAAUAGUUAACUACUCUAGCCAAGUGUAGUGGCACACACCUAUAAUCCCAGUGACUUGGGAUGCUGAGAGGAGGAUCAAAAGUUCUAAGCUAGCCUUAGCAACUAGGCAAAUUCCCUGUUACUCUAAACUUGGCAAGACCCUAUCUCAAACAAAAAGAGCUGGUAAUAUAGCUUGGUGGUACAGUGCUCUGGGUUCAAUCCCUGGUACCAAAACAGAAAAAUAACUAACUAGUCUUUAAUAAAAUACCAUAUCUCAUGUUCAUAUUAAGUAUUUCACUGAGUAAACUCCCUCAUCCCUCGCCACAAACACAACAGCAUAAAAAGCCUUGUAAAUAACCUGUAUUGGAAUUAAAUGCUUUUUAAUUGGUAAAUUUUUAUUUGCUUUUCUGAAAAAUUAUGGAAUUUACUUUAAAAAGUUAAUUCUAAGAUAAUAUUUUUAUGUAGAAAACUAAUGUAGCUAAUCAUACUUUUUCAAUAAAGUUAUAAUAAAUGGCACAUUUUCCUAAUCCCUGAAAAUACCAAGGUAUACAGGAAAGUGAUAGAAAAGUGAAUAUAUUGUAGGGUUCUGUUACUGAAAUUAAGGUGAAUAAAAAUCCACAAAAGGUUGUUUCUGAUUCUGAAGAGUUUUUUCCUUUUGCUUCUAUUUUACUUAGUCCUUCCAUGCAUAUUUACUUUACGAACACAAGUGACAUGUAGUUUUUAAUUUUAAAAUGUUUAAUUUUCUGCACUUCACAAGUUAGCAGAAUCUAUACUUAACCAAAUAGUAAAUUAGUUAACAUUUCUACUGGUUUCACUUAAUAAACAUUUAGACUGUCAAGGAUAGUGAAUGAAGUUAAAUAUAAAAUUGUUGGAAUGCUGUAUUAAAACAAACAUUACUUAAACUUCUGUUAAAAUACUUAUUAGGUUUUAUUUUGUAAUGUGUUUGAGUUCAAUUUUCUUAUUUUUAUUGCCAACUUGUGAGUAUGAAGAAAUUGUCCAAAGGGAUGAGAUAGAUAUAUGGAAUAAUCUUUUAAGGGGGGGGGGGGGAGUAGGGAAUGUUAUAAUCUAAUUCCAAACUGCCCAUUUACUUUAUUAAAGGCUUUGAGUUCCCUAAUUGGUCACUUGAUAAAUAUUUAAAUUAUUCAGACUAACGUCUGCAUAAAAUAAAUUUAAAUAUAUAAGAGCCUUAAAGUGAAAAAUGACCCUUUUGACUGCCUUAAAAUAUGACUAGCUCUCCUAUACAAACAUACUAGUUACUUUCUUUGGGGUCUGUUUAUUAAGUAAUGCCUUAAUAGUGUUAUAAUGUUUCUGAAGUACAGAAUUCAAAGAGUCUUUCUAGAGCUUUUAAUUUUACAUAAUGAAUGGGAAUUUAACUGCUAAGUUUAAAACCUGAUUGUACAUUAGUAAUUUAAACACAUUAAUAGGAUAAUCUGGGUACACUGAUGUGUUAUACAUAUGUAACUGUUAACAUCAGUAAUAUUUUAUGGUAGUUUAAUAUUUUUUAUUGUUUUGUAUAACCAGUUAUCCAAAAAGCUGGGUUUUAUGACUACAACAUGACCUCCAUGGACCAAGUUCAUAUAUUUAACAGUAUGAAUGACAAAUACAGUUGUACAAUUCCAAAAAUGAUUAAUUUUUAAGGGAAUAUUUUGAGACAGAAGGCAAAUAUUUUGUUUCAAGCCUACAAACAAAUUCAAAGAAGUGAAUAUAGUAUUAAAACAUUGAAACCAUUGCAAUAAUAAUAUCCAGGUCAGUGAUUUAAUUACAUUUGCAUUUUUACAUUCACUUUGCCUUUCAAAGCAGGAAUAUUUUAUAAAACCGAAAGAAUAAAUUGUCAAGCUGGUGCUUAAAGGUAUAUAAAGUUUGCUGUUUCAUAAACAUGUUUGGUGUUUAUUUCAUUUCUAAGGAAAACCCUUAAUGGGGGCACGCGGAGUUUUCUAAGAUUAUUGAUAGAUGCUUUGUCAAGUCUUCCAAGUUUUCACUGUAAAUAAUACAUCUAAUGUAAUUUUGCUGUUUUCUGAUUGGGAAUGGAUAAAUGUGCUUAUGAUUAAAUUUAUUUCAUGAUUAAAGUUUUCACCACUAUGGUGAAAAAUCUUGACUACUUCUUUCCAGCCUUGCAAAAUACCCUACUAAAUAUAGGUUGAGUAUCCAUUAUCUGACAUGCUUAGAACACAGAAGUGUUUGGAAUUUUUCAGAUUUUGGAAUAUUUGCAUAUACAUAUACAUAAUAUUUGGGGGAUAUUCUAUAUACAUAGCCUGAAGGUGAUUUUAUAAAAUAUUUUUAAUGUACCUGCAUUUGACUGUGACCUCCACAUGAGGUCAAGUAUGGAGUUUUUCAUUUGUGGUAUCAUGUCAGGGCCCACAAAGUGUCCAGUUCUGGAGCAUUUCAGAUUUUGGAUUUUGGAUUAGAUGCUCAACUAGUAAUUCAUUUAGAUGUGAAGUAUAGGUGGGCACUAUGUGAACUGCUUCUGAUCUGUUUAUUGUAGAAAUUGAUAGGGGUACCAAAUAAAUACUAUGCACAUCAGAAAAA